AUAUAAUUAAAGUCACUAAAUCUUGCAAGAAGCUCAAACCAAUAAAAAAAAGUUAAGACGACUUUUCGUAUCCUACGACUGUCUUACUUGACGGAUACAUUUAUCGUCGUUAUUAGAUACAACGAAAAGGACUACUCUUGCAGCUAAGUUUGAUCUAGGCGGUGUCUGAGCUUGAUCUCUGAACGAAAAAGGAGGCGGGAAAGACGCGUGAGUUAAUUCGAGUGGUGGAGAUAAGACGCGGAACGUAAGAACGACGGAGGAGUGUGCAUAGAACGGAGGUCGUCAGUCUCUGAAAAGCCAACAGCAAUCGCAGUUCCCUGGGCUCCUUAAUUUAUUACAAAGCUGAGUAAUCAGCCGAUUUCAGUAAGACUAACGGGAUAAUUUUCAAGAGGAGGUUAAAAUAGAAGAAAAAAAUGGAAAGUGUCGAGUGAUUGGGUAAUGGAAAAAUUGCCUGUAAACGAAUCGAUCUUAAGAGCCACACAGGCUGAAAUAUACGAUAGAUCUUUCCCAAGGGCUGUAACGAUCAUCGCAGCAGCAUGUGCAAUAGUGUUCAGCAUUGUUGGCGUACUGGGGAAUCUGGCGACAGUCGUUGCUCUCCUCAGAUACGCCAGGUUAAGAAGACACGCGACCACUGCUUUCGUUAUAAGUCUUUGCUUCUCGGAUUUGAUUUUCUGUGCGAUAAAUUUACCACUGACAGCCAGCCGGUACUUGAACGAGGCUUGGAUACUCGGUGAGACGCUUUGUCGGAUCUUUCCAUUAUUCUUCUAUGGAAACGUUGCUGUUUCUUUACUCAGCAUGGUCGCCAUAACUAUAAACAGAUACGUGUUAAUAUCAAAAUCUGCAGAAUGUUACGCAAGACUGUAUACAAUACGUGGUAUAAUAUUAAUGCUGAUUGCCAUUUGGACCUUUAGCUUCUCUUUGUUAAUUCCACCGUUACUGGGAGUCUGGGGAACUCUUGGACUGGACCGAACGACAUUCUCUUGUACGAUUCUUAAAAAGGACGGAAAAAGUCCUAAGAAAUUUCUUUUCGUAUUGGCAUUCAUUGUACCUUGUAUGGUGAUAAUUGUCUCGUACCUCUGUAUUUAUUGGCGAGUACGCAAGAGUCGCAAGAAUCUGGAAGCUCACGGGAAUGGAAAUCGUCGACGAGAUGGAUUUCAUCGCCGUGAAGACUCCAGGGUGACCAGACUGAUGCUUACAAUAUUUUUAUGUUUUCUCCUGUGCUUCAUGCCGCUUAUGCUUGUUAAUGUUGUCGAUGAUAAAAUGCAAAUUCCCAUAUUACACAUCAUUAGUUCUAUACUUGCUUGGGCGUCCUCUGUUAUAAAUCCGUUCAUUUAUGCUGGUACUAAUAAGUUUUAUCGUGAAGCAUACAAACAACUUCUUUGUCCAGCUAGUAGCAAAAUACCAAAUGUUCUACCAAAACCCACUCACUCUCAUUCCAGUAAAAUGUCCUCGCCGCCACCAACGUGACAGGUAAUGAGCACACGGAAUUAGAAGUUAAUUUUUAAAAUUGUAAGAAAGACCGAUUUUAUAUUAAAACUGACGUAUUUCAUUUUUAUAAGAUUGACAAUGUAGUACAACAUAAAUAUGUCUUUUGAUAGCUCUUUGAUUCGUCUGUGCAUGUUAUGUAUAGACAAUUGAAGAAACAAUAUCAAUGGACGAAAUUGUGUUAGUUAAAUAUUUAAUAGAUCAUUA
Cephus cinctus (wheat stem sawfly) is the source of this 1692-nucleotide messenger RNA. It is a transcript of the gene Tre1, whose product is annotated as protein trapped in endoderm-1-like. The record is from RefSeq and is a predicted model, not a curated record. Bases 439 to 1467 code for a protein of 342 amino acids. Gene Ontology annotation, biological process: G protein-coupled receptor signaling pathway. NCBI's taxonomy places the organism in Eukaryota, Metazoa, Arthropoda, Insecta, Hymenoptera, Cephidae. The transcript has 3 exons. Gene Ontology annotation, cellular component: membrane. Gene Ontology annotation, molecular function: G protein-coupled receptor activity.